This is a messenger RNA of Tribolium madens (black flour beetle), 842 nucleotides long. RefSeq lists its product as uncharacterized. The coding region runs from base 345 to 764 and encodes 139 amino acids. The record is from RefSeq and is a predicted model, not a curated record. NCBI's taxonomy places the organism in Eukaryota, Metazoa, Arthropoda, Insecta, Coleoptera, Tenebrionidae. The transcript is spliced from 5 exons. Gene Ontology annotation, cellular component: plasma membrane. Gene Ontology annotation, molecular function: odorant binding; olfactory receptor activity. Gene Ontology annotation, biological process: sensory perception of smell; detection of chemical stimulus involved in sensory perception of smell.
UAACUUUUCGAACUGCUCGGGCUCGAGACUCCACAAUUCUUCCACUUGGACACCUUUUACACCUGAAAACAAUGUGGUGAGAGAAGCAAACUAACAAGUGUGUUGGUUUACCGAACUCGCGGAUUAAUUCUGUAAAAACUCCGGGGUCGCUUUCGAUCAAACACCAGUUUCCGGCCGUUUCAGACAUGUUUAUUUAAAAUAUCGACGAUUUAAGAGUUUUAGUUGAAUCACUGAUAACCUCAAAUUCGUUAAACAAAAUGGGUGACAUUUGACAUUUUGAAAAAUGGUGGAGUGUUCAUCGACUCGAAAAACGCAGGUUCCUGUAAUUUUACGGGUUGGUGAAAAUGAUUGUGAAUCUUGUACUGACAGGCAUGCCGUUUUUUCUGCUACUUGGGAUUUUGCUUCUUAUUAGUUUUUUUGCCUACAUCAUAAAUUUUGAGGACACAAUGACCAAUAUUUUGAAAAUAAGAAUAUUUAUGUCUUCUGUAAGUGGUGUGUUUAUCGCUGUAUUGUUAUGUUGGAGUGGACAACAAUUAAUAGAUGUGACGAGCAAUAUUUUUUAUGUUUUGGGCGGAGCCCCUUGGUACUAUUGGAGUCUUAAAAACAUUAAAAUUCUUUUGAUUUUUAUGACGAAUUGUACCAAAAAUGAGAGUAUUGUUUUGACUGGAAUUUGUAUGGAUUACCAACUUCUUGUUGCAGUUUUGCGAAUCUCCGUCUCAUAUGCUCUAGUUUUGCACGAUCUUCGCAAAAGUAGUCUCGUUUGAAACGACCACAAUAAAAACACUUAAUUAUAUUUCUCACUCUAAAAAAUGUUAAUGUAAAUUACUUGUCUCUUUUUAUGA